Arachis duranensis is the source of this 819-nucleotide messenger RNA. Its product is annotated as B3 domain-containing transcription factor VRN1-like. NCBI's taxonomy places the organism in Eukaryota, Viridiplantae, Streptophyta, Magnoliopsida, Fabales, Fabaceae. Gene Ontology annotation, molecular function: DNA binding. Bases 1 to 819 code for a protein of 272 amino acids. The transcript has 4 exons. The record is from RefSeq and is a predicted model, not a curated record.
AUGUCUUGUCAUUUUCACCAAGGGAAUGGUGUCAUGCCUAUUCUCUUCUUCAAGAUUAUACUCAAAACUAAUCUUAAAAGUCUUAAAAUACCCGACAAUUUUGCACUGAAACAUGGAAGUGGUUUGUCCAAUCCAGUGUUCUUAAAGCCUCCAGAUGGAACAAGGUGGAAGGUGUGUUUGAAAAAAAAGAAUGAUCAAGUUUGGUUUGAAAAGGGUUGGGAAGAAUUUACUCAAAAUUACUCUCUGGAUCACGGAUGCUUGGUUCUGUUUAAAUAUGAAGGAACUACUUCUUCCCAAUUUGAUGUCAUUAUCAUUGAUGACAGUGCUUUAGAAAUAGACUAUUCUUCGUAUGGAAAUGAUGAUGAUGAUGUUUCAGUUCAGAUUGCGAAGGAAAUCCAUCCAUACAAGAAGAACAAAGAAACCAUGAGAGGUGAGAAGAAUGUGACUACUUCUUUGUCAUUGAAUUGGCCAAGGGAACCAAGAGCACGAGAAGAAGCUAUCAAAUUCGUAUCUAACAACCCUUUUUUCACGGUGCUCCUAAAGGCUCCUCAUAUCACACAAUACCUACUGUGCAUACCAGUUUUGGAAGGUUAUGUGGAUAAUGGAGUGAAGAAUGUGAAGCUUGAGUAUAGGGAUAGAUCGUGGCCUGUGAGGAUGCUUAGUUGUAACAAAACCUAUUCAAAUCGCUUCUUUUCUGCUGGAUGGAACUUGUUUGCACAAGAGAAUGAGUUGAAGCCUGGAGAUGUUUGUGUCUUUGAACUUGUUAAUAUGCAAGAUUUGGUCUUUAAGGUUCAUGUUUUUGCUGCCCAUCAUGCUUAA